Molecule: messenger RNA, 1011 nt
Organism: Pleurotus ostreatus (oyster mushroom)
Lineage: Eukaryota; Fungi; Basidiomycota; Agaricomycetes; Agaricales; Pleurotaceae
Gene: NAM9
Product: mitochondrial 37S ribosomal protein nam9
Exons: 3
Coding region: 1-1011 (336 amino acids)
Biological process (GO): positive regulation of translational fidelity
Cellular component (GO): mitochondrial small ribosomal subunit
Molecular function (GO): rRNA binding; structural constituent of ribosome
Source: RefSeq, a predicted model, not a curated record
AUGAAGGAUGCGGGUAUAUAUUCGAUAAAACGAGCUCUGCCUCGUAUGAGUUGGACACCGAAGAACCUGUACAAUCUUUGGUUGCGUUCCAAAGGUUCUCGCGCAGACGAAUUGAAGUUCACUCGUACCCACAAAUCCCUUUUCCAACAGCGCUGGGUCUCCAAGGCCGUUGUGCGGGCAUACCACGGCGACUACAUCAACGAGAAAAUCUUCAAACGGUGGUACCUUCCCGAAACACUCCCGGAUGUACGCCCGCGGCGAAAAGUGUUGGGGGACGACAGCACGGACCUAGAGGCAUUCGCACUGCGGAAAAAGAAGGAGAAAGCACUGGAGGAAGAAGUGGAAAAGAAAGGCAUGGCGCCGGUCGGGAGUCUGAUGUUCUCGGAAGUGGAGAGACGGAUAGACGUGUUCAUCUUUCGCUGCUGUUUCGUGCAUAGCGUCUACGAGGCGCGCCGCUUGGUUAUUCACGGAGAUGUCAUGCUCAACGGCAAGAAGCAUCAAAACGCCAAUACCCGUCUUGCACCUGGGGACAUGGUGUCCGUGAACCCCGACGCUAUUCGGUUCUUCAAGACACCAACUGGCGCGCACGACACACCGCUCCCUAGACUCUUAGACCAACCCUCUAGCGCCGUCACCGAUGCACCCCGUGAGGAUAACCGGAGCCUCACACCGUUCUACCUCCCCCCAUACGCCUCCCCAUGGAUGUUCAUUCCAGCGUACAUAGAAACGAACUUCAAGACGUGCUCCGCCAUCUACGUCCGCCACCCCACCGCGCGACCAGGGUACUCGGAGAUCCCCACACCGUACGCUGCUGAUGGCGAAAUCGUGCGGUUCGCCUGGGAGUGGUAUGUUAAGAACCGACCAAGGGUUCGAAGCAAGGCGCAGUUGGCACGGAUGCCGGAGGACAGGGCGUUGGCGAUAAUGGAUGACAAGGAAGACCACCGUGCAUCCAAGAGGCUACAAGUCUCCCAACGGCGUCUCGGAAAGAGAUUGGCGCGCCGUAGACACUAA